Molecule: messenger RNA, 3015 nt
Organism: Diachasma alloeum
Lineage: Eukaryota; Metazoa; Arthropoda; Insecta; Hymenoptera; Braconidae
Exons: 3
Coding region: 1-3015 (1004 amino acids)
Source: RefSeq, a predicted model, not a curated record
AUGGUAACUCUCGAAGCACUGAUCUCGCUGCAGAUGACACGUGCAUCCUUCAUCGAAGGCAUUUACAUGGAGUCACAGGAGGAGAGCAUCCAGCAGUUCGGAGUGACGGCUCUGGAUUCCAAGCUCGUCACGCUGGAAACGUAUUGGGCGAAGCUGGAAGCGCCUCAUGAGAAACUCGUUGGCCAGAAAAUCGAGAAUUUGACAUCUCUCGAUUAUUUUAAGAAUCAGGUCUUCGAUGUCGCGCUUAAGCAUUACGCUUCAGGUAGAGUAGCGCUGCUGCAGCUGUUGGAGAAGAAGGGGGCUCCUAACCUCAACCAAUCGAAUCAGGUCUUCGAUGUCGCGCUUAAGCAUUACGCUUCAGGUAGAGUAGCGCUGCUGCAGCUGUUGGAGAAGAAGGGGGCUCCUAACCUCAACCAAUCGGUUCGAGUUCCUGGCGACGUGCAACUACAGAGUUCAACGCGCCGAGCUCUUCCGGAGAUUGAGUCGCCGAAGUUCUCUGGAGUGUAUAAGGAGUGGAGGCCAUGGAGAGACCUUUUCCAUUCGCUGGUCGGGAAUAACCUGGAGAUUCUUGGAGUCGAGCGAAUGCACUACCUCCGUCUCUGUCUCUCCAAUGAACCGUUGAAGCUCAUCUCUAAUUUGCCCGUCUCUGAAGAUUCCUUCGGCAUCGCAUGGAGAAUCUUGGUCGAUCGAUACGAGAACAAGCGCUUAUUGAUUACAGCUCACCUUGACCAGCUUCUCAAUCCUGCUCCGAUGAAGACGCACGGUGCCUCAGACCUUAAUUUAUUGACGAGCUCCGUUUCUGAGGCACUCAGCGCGCUCAAAGCACUGGAUCAGCCAACAGAUCAUUGGGGUCCAAUCGUCGUUCACGUGCUCACUCGUCGCUUGUCCAACAAGCUUCGUGAGGCAUGGGAAAAUAAAAUUGGAGCCUCGACUGAGUAUCCGACGCUUGAACAUCUCCUCGAUUUCCUACAAGGUCGUUCACGAGCCAUGGAGACCUUGGAGGUUGGGUCUUCGGUGCACACAUCGAACGACGCCUCUCGUCCUUCGCAGCCCAGCGUCCAGACUCGUUCGAUGACCAAGAGUAGUGCCAAGGUCAAUCAAGCCUCAGUGUCUUCGCAUGCGCAGCAGUCAGCCCAGAAAUCUCCCAGUCCAGCACAAAUACAGUCCACAAAGUCGACGUCCUGGGCCGACGCGGGCUAUCCUCGUUCCUACUGCAAGAUGCAUCACUACAUCGCUUCUUGCAGCGGAUUCAAGUCGCUUACACCUACAGCAAGGAAGGAGGUUGUCGAACGACUCUAUCUGUGCUACAACUGUCUGGGGAAGCACAGUAUCAGAGUCUGCCAGACCACUCGAACGUGCAGGACAUGCCAGGAGAGGCACCAUUCCCUGCUGCAUUUUGAUCGCGCUCGUCGUCCAGCUCAACGUGGUCCAGCAUCUCAAGUGCCUCCCAACGCCGAGUGCUUCUGCUCCAUCGACCAACUUGCCUGUCGCUCCGAACUCUCGCUCAUCUCAGAUCAACUAGUUUGGAAGGUGAAAUUAAAGAAAACUCGUAGUUCUGUCUACAUAACAGGAGGGGGAGGAUCAUCGUUUGGGACAACGUCCGGCGAAGUACAUCUCACGCUGCAAUCGAUCCACUCAGAAGAACGCAUUGAAGUUACAGCUCACUCCCUUGAACGUCUCACCUCAACGCUGCCGUCCUUCUCAGCAGAGGGCCUCAAGUGGGAUCAUAUCGAGGGUUUAGAGCUUGCUGAUCCUCAUUUUCGAGUCUCUGCACCAAUUGACCUUCUCGUCGGUGCUGAUGUUUUUGGUGAGGUCAUCAAGCCCAACGUGAUCAGAGGAGGGGUUCAGGCUCCAGUCGCUCAACUCACCAGCUGUAGCUGGAUUGUUUACGGGCCAGCGGGACCUGAUCAACCAACAUCUUGCUCUUCUCAUCACCUGAGCGUAUCGAACGACGAGCUCAACGACCUUCUCACGAAGUUUUGGGUUCAGGAGGAAGUUCCUGGGCGCACUGACGCGAAUCUCUCAACGGAAGAAUUAGAGUGUGAACGCCACUUCCGUCAGACUCACUCAAGAGAUAGCUCAGGUCGAUAUGUCGUUCGUUUGCCCUUCUCAGCUCCAGUUUCGUCAUUAGGGAGUUCCUAUCGUCCAACACUAGCUUGUCUUCAUCGUAUGCUUGCUCGAAUCUCAAAAGAUGAGCGCUUUCUCCAGCUUUACUCUGACUUUCUCAAGGAGUAUGAGGAUCUCGAUCAUAUGAGAUCAGUAACUCGCUCGACUCAUCGCUCUUCGUCUUCGGUUCAGGCGGAUUCCGCUUGUCGUUCUGACGAGACGACCUUAGCACAUGAAGCGCAAGCUUCAGGAGGGUUGAGGGUCUCUGAAGGGCUUCAGGUAGGGCCGUCUGACGCUCAAAGGAGUUACUAUUUACCUCAUCAUGGUGUAGUCAGAGAGAGCAGUGAAACGACGAAACUGAGAGUAGUGUUCAACGGAUCAGCGAAGACCAGUUCAGGGAACUCACUCAAUGACAUUCUCCACAUAGGAGCCAAGUUGCAGAGGGAUAUCUCGGACGUGCUGCUCUGGUCAAGACAGCACAAAGUCAUCUUCAUGACGGACAUCACCAAGAUGUUCCGUCAGAUUAGAGUUCAUGAGGAUGACUGGCCCCUGCAGCAGAUUCUAUGGACCGACUCACGUGGAGAACUAGUCACGUAUCAACUGACAACAGUCACAUACGGCACGAGAUCAGCUCCGUUUCUCGCAAACCGUGUUCUUCUUCAGCUGGCUGAGGAUGAAGGACAUCGGUUCCCUUUGGCCGUCUCGCCUAUCGUGAAAGGAAGAUACGUUGACGACAUCUGUGGAGAUGCGGACACGUAUGACCAACUCGUUAGGACCGCGCAAGAAGUUCGUGAUCUCUGCGCUGCUGGAGGAAUGCCUCUGGCAAAAUGGCAUAGUAAUAGUCCAGCGCUACUCCAGUGGCUCGCUCCUGAUAGUGCCUCCAAUGACCAGCGAGUUUAUGAGGNAUGA